CAAUAGGUGGAGCUGUAUCCGUUGGUACUGUACGUCCUUGUGUACAGUUCUCGGAACAAUUCCGAUCAAACCACUGGACUGCCCAAGGACAAAGACCGAGAGAAAUUGACCAACACCAAAGUCAAAUCCCCUGGCCAUUCCACCAGCGAACUCAAACUCAACAUACAGCGCUCGAUGGUCAAGUUCAGUAUGAAUGUCAGCAAGGCGGCGUCUACACAACAAUUGAAAGCGGACAUUCUGGAUUCGUAUGCGUCGUUGAAGGAUGGGCUGGUGGUGCCUCCCCAGAACGCACGCAUCUGGAACUUCUACAACGCCAAUAGAAUAACACUGCUGCACGAAGCCACGCGACUGGAUGAUAACGACCUAAUCGACCGACAGGCUGUGAUGCUGGAGAUACGCGACACUGACAGUGACAAUUGGCCGUGUGAGGUCACGGCAUCGUCUGACGGCAAUCGAUCGUUCUUCCACUCACGCACAAAGUCAAACGUCGACGUCCCUGUGGUACAGCCCGGGUUGACAGGCCUCCAGAAUCUGGGCAACACCUGUUUCAUGAACGCAGCCAUCCAAUGCCUCAGCCACACAGCUGCACUGACGACGUACUUUCUGUCUGGCUACCACAAAGUCGAACUCAAUCCAGACGGCGCUCUGAGCUGUCAGGGGAUGAUUGCGCGAAGUGAGUACAAUUGGUACACAGACAACAGAAAACGUACCAUACGGUUGCCAGUGGAGCAUCAGAUCAACGAUAUCACAAAGAAACCGUACGUCGAAUUGGCCGACAGCAACGGACGCGCCAACUCUGCGGUGGCGGCAGAGUACUGGGAUGCGCAUAAGAGCCGCAACAAUAGUAUCAUCACAGACGUCUUCCACGGCAUGCUACACAAUCAGACGCGAUGCUUGGAGUGUGGACACGAGAAUGUGCGGUUUGAUCCGUUCAGUUACCUGACACUGCCUCUGCCAAGCGAAAACAAUAUCUACGUAGAAGUGGUGGUGGUGAAGCUGGAUGGCACUACGCCCAUCAUGUACGGCGUCAAUGUCAGCAAGAAGUGCACCAACCGUGAACUCAAGAAUCAGAUCGAAGCCUUGGCGUACAUCUCCAAGCACAGUAUCAUUCUUCUCGAGACCUCUGAGGGCCGGG
Messenger RNA from Sphaeroforma arctica JP610, 1135 nucleotides. RefSeq lists its product as hypothetical. The record is from RefSeq and is a predicted model, not a curated record. NCBI's taxonomy places the organism in Eukaryota, Ichthyosporea, Ichthyophonida. The transcript is spliced from 11 exons. The annotation marks the transcript as partial. Gene Ontology annotation, biological process: protein deubiquitination. Gene Ontology annotation, molecular function: cysteine-type deubiquitinase activity.